AAGGCUAAAUUGACAUUGGGUGCAUCGGUUGUCUUCUGCUGCGGCACCGUUUAUGGUGUCCAUUAUUUGCAGCGCUUCGAGAAGGAGCUGAUGCGACAAGGGCUGGAAAAGGACGAUGAGCGACGACAGAAGUUACAGCAACGGGAAGAAAAUAUGCGCGAAUUGGAAGAGCAGCAGGCAUUACAUAAGGAGCUAUUAAAAACACAAAAAGUAUCCAAC
Molecule: messenger RNA, 219 nt
Organism: Zychaea mexicana
Lineage: Eukaryota; Fungi; Mucoromycota; Mucoromycetes; Mucorales; Lichtheimiaceae
Exons: 2
Biological process (GO): mitochondrial respiratory chain complex IV assembly
Cellular component (GO): mitochondrion
Source: RefSeq, a predicted model, not a curated record